This is a messenger RNA of Notodromas monacha, 633 nucleotides long. The record is from the annotation of a GenBank genome assembly. NCBI's taxonomy places the organism in Eukaryota, Metazoa, Arthropoda, Ostracoda, Podocopida, Cyprididae.
AUGAGUGGUGGGUUGGCGCCGAGUAAAAGCACGGUAUACUUGGGGAAUUUGCCUUACAAUUUGACCAACUCGGAUGUUCAUCAGUUGGCCGAAAAAAAUGGACAGGUUUCCAGAGUGAGCAUCUUGAAGGACGAGAAACGCAGGAGUAAGGGAGUGGCGUUUAUUUUAUUUGUGAAAAUCGCAGACGCGGAAAGGUUUGUUGCGGAAUUUGACAAGAAACAGGUCUUCGGUCGCACGUUAAAGUGUAAAAUUGCGCAAGAUAAUGGACGGGCGAGGGAAUUUCUUCGCCACCGCGAAUAUCCGGACAAAUCGCGGUGUUACGAAUGCGGAGAAUUCGGGCAUCUGAGUUUCAAGUGUCCCAAAAACACGUUCGGAAAUCGAGCUGUGGAGAAGCCUGUUUCGAGGAAGGUCAAACGACGGAGAAAGGAGGAAGAAUUGCAAAAACGUCGGGAAGAUGAAGACAAUACUUACUUGGAAGAAAACAUUGAUUCAUUGAGCGCUGCCAUUGCGUUCCAGAGGCAGAAAGAGGAGGAAGGGGCUGAAACGGGCGAUGGGUCUCUUACUUCAUCUGUUACGAGAAAACGCAUGAAAUGCGGUGGAUACUUCAGUGACGAAGAUGAAGAAAUCACAUGA